AUGGAGAUGCAAGAACUGACCGCAUUCCAACAGUCGGAGGAAAUUAUCCAACCAUUCACGAUCAGCUGCGUCGGUGAGGUAAUAAUAGUAUGCACCAAGGAAUACACGCUUGUGCUAAGGCUGAAGUACAGACACAUCGUCGAGGAUGGUGCGAUCUGCUACGAACUGUCGCGCAUCAAAUGUUCCAAUGCGCGCCCAACCGGGGCGCUGUUAGCAAAGGAAGAUGCGCUUUACAACGCCAGCAACAUGGAACAGCGUAGGCAAAUAAUGCUGGAUCAAGCAUUCUUCCCCAACAUCGCCAAGGUGUACAUCUGCAACGUGCAAUCAUGGAUCUCGCCGGUCGGCAUUUUUGAGGACAAUCCUCGCGAUCAUCUCAUAGCGAAUCUAAGCAAUAUGGGUCAGCUCACGAUAUACCGGCUAGAGGAACGAUGGCAGUCGGGGUGGAACACGUACGUGGACGUAUCCGACACGUGGCAGUCGCACAUAUACGAUCAACAUCAGAUCGACACCUUCGAAGAGCUGCAAAUCAUGGUAGACGAGAUGAUGAUAACGUGCUUUUCGUGGGAAAGCGUUAUCCACCAACGUCCGGUUCGGUUCGCAUUCGGUACAAAGUCGGGCAAAAUCGCACUCUGCCAUCUGGAGCCCAACUGUCCGAAGAUCGAACACGUACAUCAGGAGGAGGAAACAUCGCGCGUAAUAAAGUACAUUUCCAUCCAAGGGCAACGGCAUUUUCUGCUGGUCGGACUCGAAAGUGGUCGAUUAGGAGUGUACCGGUUCGGGAAGGACGCUGCCACACAGCAGGUCGCCUAUUGUGCAGAGUACAUUGCCACCUACUUCGAGCAGGACAUUUCCAUCUCGGCAAUCGAGUGUGAAGUGGAGCAAAGUGCAAACGGUGAAGAGCAACUGUUAAUACUCGUGGUAAAAGGAACCUAUUUACUGGCCCUGGAAAUAGCCUUCGAUGGUACACUGCAUGGUAGCGUUACACUUAAUAUAGAGAACUUUAUGGUCACCGGAUUGCAGCAGGUGUGUUCGCGCACCUACAUCGUAACGACGCUGCCGGGAAAGAUUUUUCACAUUUUCAUCAACGGUUCGCGGUCACGCAACGGUAUGCAGAUCGCUGUGCAAGAAGUGAAAAGCGACCUGAACGUAGGAUCUUACGCACUGUACGGAGUUACCGCAUCACGCACCCGUACCGGAUGGUUCUACCUGGGGUAUCCCUCGCGACGAUACGACCACUUAAUGCUCCGUGCGCCCACCUGCAUAUUUUUCUGUCGCUUUAAUCAACAGGAUGCGCUGAAAGCAUUGUUGCUAAAUAAAACCAACAAACUGGACAACUACCACGAUGCAGUGGAGAUGGUUCGAUUUCAUGGCAAUAAAAACGGUGACUUGUUGAAACAGCUGGAAGAUAUUGCACUGGUGCUCUCGUUGGACGAACAUUCGAUGUAUCAGUUGAAGCUACAGCUAAUACAGCUCAGUGCGAAGAUUAGCUAUCAGACGAAGCGCUGUAAAGCGAUUACGGAAAAUCUAAGUGCACAGCAUCAAUUUAUCUGUAGCCUGAUCGAGGUGAUCCAUGCGUGUCGGGUCGUCAAUUGGCUAGCCGACCUAUUCGUCAGCCGUACCGUGCUGGAUCCUUUGCAGCAGAAUGCAUUGCGAUGUUUGCGAAACUUCAUACGUGCCAUCACUGAGGAACCGUACACGGGAGAUUACGGAUACUUGCUGACGGAAUUGCAGCCGGUACUGCGUCAAGUGCUGGAAAGCACAGACCAAGUCUCUACACCGGACAUCAUGCAUGAGGUGUGUUCGUUCUGUGAUGAUCCGAUCGAGGCCGACAGUCAAUGCUGUUUGAAGAGGCAUCCAGUGUUUCGAUGCAUACUGACAAAGAUACAGAUAUCGCUCGAAGAUACCGAGAUUACGUGCGAGAUGUGUCAGCGAUAUUCGGUUCGGCCGGAAUACUUGGGGACGAUAUUUGAGCACGAUACGGCAUUAGUUGACUAUCACAAGUGUUGCGUCUGUGAUGCACCAUUUAAAGAAAUACAAAAUGUCUAG
Messenger RNA from Anopheles marshallii, 2046 nucleotides. RefSeq lists its product as uncharacterized. Bases 1 to 2046 code for a protein of 681 amino acids. The record is from RefSeq and is a predicted model, not a curated record. Lineage: Eukaryota; Metazoa; Arthropoda; Insecta; Diptera; Culicidae. The transcript has a single exon.